Molecule: messenger RNA, 3476 nt
Organism: Anguilla rostrata (American eel)
Lineage: Eukaryota; Metazoa; Chordata; Actinopteri; Anguilliformes; Anguillidae
Gene: dpf3
Product: double PHD fingers 3
Exons: 12
Coding region: 676-1848 (390 amino acids)
Cellular component (GO): nucleus
Source: RefSeq, a predicted model, not a curated record
UCAGAUUUUUCAUAUUUAAUUACAUACUGGGUUAACUCCUUAAUCGAGCAACAUUGUUAUUACUACAUCUCUAUGUUGACAUAGAGACAAUUAGAACAGGAAAGUAUGUUUUGUAUUACAUAGGUUGUCUAUUGAUUUUAGCUAGAUGUUUUAAUCCCCAUGAUAAUGUUAAAACCUUAAGUUCUUUGUACAUGUGCAGUAGGAAACUGUAAUACUUCAGUGUAAGGGGAUAGCAUGAUAGAGAGGGUAUGAUGAUGAUAGAGAACAAAAUUUCCCUUUGCAGUACUGGCGGGCUUUAGGCUGAAAUAUAGCUGCAAAGUAAGUCAUGCAAACAAUGGAUGGUGAAACCCCCUCCCCCAUCUAAAUGGAACGACUGGCCAGCCGCUAUCUGCGUGUGGAUUUGGAUAAUACUGAUUUGAUAGACAUUUACAAAGAAAAAAUGCAUCCUGCCUCUUUAAGAAAUGUGGCCAUGAAGUUCCCCUAAUGUAGGUAUACACAAGAGCAGUCCUUUUAAAUGGCAUUGACAGUUUCCCUCACAGGCCACGCCUUGCGUCCGGGUACUGGUAUUGUAUUGGCUUUUGAGCAGUACACCAAGAGCCUGAUUGGUUAGGUGUUUUCGUUCGUUGAUGUCCCCGCAACUCCGAGACUUGUAACAUUGGGUUACAGUGUAGCAAAAUGGCGACUGUCAUUCAGAAUCCACUUAAAGCGCUAGGCGACCAGUUCUACAGGGAGGCCAUCGAACACUGCCGCAGCUACAAUGCCAGGCUCUGUGCCGAACGUAGCGUCCGCCUGCCUUUUCUGGACUCCCAGACCGGUGUGGCGCAGAACAACUGCUACAUCUGGAUGGAACAGCGCCACCGCGGGCCAGGAGUGGGGGCAGGACAGAUGUACACUUACCCCGCCCGCUGCUGGAGGAAGAAGAGGAGGAUGCACCCCCCCGUGGACCCCCAGCUGCGGCUCUGUGAGCUCCGACUCGAGGCGGAGUUAGCGCAGAAGAAGGAGGCUCCGCCCACGGAGAGCACUACGCUGGAGGCGCUGCUGCGAGGAGAUGGGCUGGAGAGGAAGGCACAUAGCAACGCUAAGGAGGAGGAGAGCUUGCUUGAGAUCCAGAGGGUGUUAGAGGCUGAUGAAAAUGGUGACGGUUUCCUUGAUGACGACGACUAUGAAGUGGACGUUCCCAAAAGGAAGCACAGGUCCAAGGGCCGGGGCCGGGGGUCAGGACGACGGAGGGCUGAGGCAGCUUCCAGCGAUGACCAGGACAAGCCCUACGUCUGCGACAACAGAUACAGACAAAAGCAUAACUCACACACUGCUGGUCCAGUCUGUGGGAAGCGCUACAAGAACCGCCCGGGCCUGAGCUACCACUACGCCCACACCCACCUGGCCGAGGAGGAGGGCGAGGACGAGAGGGAUCCUGAGCCGGCCUCGCCCCCUUACCACCCCGACAACCACAAACCUCACAAAGGCCCCGACGGGACCGUCAUUCCCAACGACUACUGUGACUUCUGCCUGGGGGACUCGGACUCCAACAGGAAGACCGGCCAGGCGGAGGAGCUGGUUUCCUGCUCGGACUGCGGGCGCUCCGGCCACCCUACCUGUCUGCAGUUCUCGGACAGCAUGAUGCAGGCCGUGCGCACCUACCAUUGGCAGUGCAUUGAGUGCAAGUCCUGCAGUCUGUGCGGCACGUCCGAGAACGACGACCAGCUCCUGUUCUGCGAUGACUGUGACCGUGGUUACCACAUGUACUGCCUGAAGCCCCCUAUGACCCAGCCCCCUGAAGGGAGUUGGAGCUGUCACCUGUGCUUGGACCUCCUGAAGGACAAGGCCUCAGCCUUUAUUGGGCCUUAGUGCCACCAGUACACUGAUACACAUCUCACUGCUACUGACGCAGUGAUACUGAUACACAUCUCACUGCUACUGACAUAGUAAUGCUGACGCACAUCACACUGCUACUGACAUAGUAAGUACUGACACAAAUCACACUGCUACUGACACAGUGAUACUGAAACAUCACACUGCCACUGACUCAGUGAUCCUGGCACACAUGCUGCAGAGGAUUAAAAAUGUAAAUGCUCUUUGAUUGGAAUUUGGAAUAGUUUAAAUAGUUUACAUAUCCACUGUUGUUUGUGCCAAGUAACAAUACAUAGCCAAAAUAUUGCAAUAAUGCACUCACAUAUGGACACUGGUGCAUGCAUGUGGACUACCAACAUGCACACACAACACACACAACACACGCACACACACACACACACACACACAUUAUUUUUUCUCUCUGUAACACACAGAGCCUAAUUGCUCUUGAAACGUAAUUGUAUAAAAAGACAUCAAUAGCACUGACCUCAAACUGACCACGUGAUGUGGACAUUCUCAUGAAAUGAUCACACAGUGUGGACAGAUUGACCUCAAACUGUUUGUACACCAACCAGAAAAGAACCAUACGCUUACCUCAAAUUGACCAUGAACAGGGUUUCUGUGGUCUGUCCUUCCUGUUUAGCACUAUUCUUCUAUUCUGUCAAUAAUAGCAUAGAUGCUAUCAUGCUCAUCGUAUUAUGUUGAGUUUACUGUACAUUUGUCUGGAGUGGCAUAUCAGACAAGACAGAGCUUGUAAAACAUUGGCUUUGGACCAUUAGUGGAACAAACAGUCCCACAUAUUGAAAAUGUGAUUUUGGCUAGUGUUCUUGUGUUGUUACAUAUAUGUUCAGUAUUUUGAGUCCACCUCAUAGAGGUGGAGCAAAAACAAUGACCAAGCAUUUCACAAACAGAAAACAUGAGAUGCAUGUUUCUUUUGCUCUUUUCAGCAAUGCUGAAAAUACAGAAACUGUUGCUUGAGCUGUAUAUGGUCCAUUUCAAUUCCAUUUUUAAUAUUCAGCCUUUUGGCUUGUUUUUAACAUAUGCCAAAAUGUUUACGGGCCAAAUGAUCUAUAGCGUAAUGUCCAUACAUAAUAAUAAUAAUCUCCCAAACCCAAGCCCAUGCUGGCUGUCCCUGUAAAUAUAUGUCUUAUGUCUCUUUAUGUUUCUAGGUGGCAUUUUACAACAUGCAACAUAUGAUGUUAUUUAGUAUUUAAAUUAGAAAGGAUGUAUUUAUUCAUAGUUAAAGGGAUGCUCUGAGCGGUUUAUAUCAAUGAUUUGUAAACUGAGGUUUGGAUAACCGAAAACCUCAAAAUAUUGUACAAUUAGAGAGAAAACAAUAUUCCUUUGUAAUUGAGGUUGUUCCUUUUUGAUUAUUUAAGAAAUCCAUUCUUAAGAAUCUAAGCUGGAGUGAGAAAUUGUAACUAACUGGAAAUACAUGAUGACUACUGUGUUCUGACAAUCAUGGGAUACAAUGAAGCCGUUUAGUAUAGUUUUAGUUGUUUAGAUCUCUUAGCCAGCAUCAGUUACCGGUUGACUACUAGCCAUUUUAAAACCUAAAAGUGAUCUGACAUUUUGUAUUUGUGACCUAGGCCUUUGUAUCAUGUAGGUAAAUCUUUUUCACUGUU